AUGAAUGUCAACAACUCCCUACGGCCGCUGGGCGCCUUGACUGCUCAGCUGGGCCGGCUGUCCGUGGGACUGUCGAGAACAACCAUCCGGGCAGCGUCGACGAUCGAGACGAGCCCCAAUGCCGUCGAGGUGGAUGCAAAGGAGGCAGAGAAGAAGGCCAGAAAAGCAGCAAAGAAGGCAGAAAAGAAGCAGAAACCGAGGAUAGAGCCCAACUUUGAGCCCGGGCAUGGAGAGAAGAUUUGGUUGUUCAGCCACUUGGUUGAUGGGCUGACGGUGUAUUCGCACAGUCCCGUGUUGAAGGCCAACAAAGCCCUGCGCCAACUACCCUUCAACGGAAAGAAGCUGAAGCCUUCCAAGAUGCGAAAGGACUACUGGCGACCAAUGGCCUUGAUUCAAUUCCCCGAAGGCAUGGGCCACAUCGGACGAUCCGUCUUUCACAUCAUGCGCGAAUUCCGCAUGCAGCACGACCUGGCCUGGUCCGACAAGUAUCUCGUGCAUGCGAAAUCACACCGCACCCUUACCCGUCUGGAGCGCGGCGAGAGGCUGAACACUGCCCAAAAACCCAACGCCAUUGCCGACAUGGCCGCCGUGCUUGGAGGCUUGGGCAGGGGCAAUAAGAUGUGGCUUCCCGUGGUUGAGGGCGUGACAGACCUGGUCGAGACGAGUGGUGCUACGAGGACAAACGAGGAGUCGGGCAGUACCGAAGCUCUGCUGAGGACGACCGUUUUCUGGGCCGACAAGCUGGACAAGAAUUUUGCUCAAGAGUGGCCAGCCAACGUAUCACACUAUGAGCUCAGCGAGGCCGUCGGCGUACCAGUCACCGGGACAGAGGAGGUCACAGAAAUAGCACCCGAGGAAUUGCUCGCAUCAGAAGAGCAGCCAAAGAAGAAGUCAUGGUUUGGCGCAUAA
Pestalotiopsis fici W106-1 is the source of this 909-nucleotide messenger RNA. RefSeq lists its product as uncharacterized. The coding region runs from base 1 to 909 and encodes 302 amino acids. The record is from RefSeq and is a predicted model, not a curated record. Gene Ontology annotation, biological process: positive regulation of mitochondrial DNA replication; DNA recombination. Gene Ontology annotation, cellular component: mitochondrial large ribosomal subunit; nucleus. The transcript is spliced from 2 exons. Gene Ontology annotation, molecular function: single-stranded DNA binding; structural constituent of ribosome; DNA strand exchange activity. NCBI's taxonomy places the organism in Eukaryota, Fungi, Ascomycota, Sordariomycetes, Amphisphaeriales, Sporocadaceae.